Armigeres subalbatus is the source of this 935-nucleotide messenger RNA. RefSeq lists its product as uncharacterized. The record is from RefSeq and is a predicted model, not a curated record. The transcript has 4 exons. NCBI's taxonomy places the organism in Eukaryota, Metazoa, Arthropoda, Insecta, Diptera, Culicidae. Bases 25 to 396 code for a protein of 123 amino acids.
UGCUGUGCUGCAGAGGUUUCAAUCAUGGAAACCCGCACGUUACUGUUUGCGGUAUAUAUUUCACCAGGUACCACCCUGAAGCAAAAGAAAUAUUUCUUAGUGCGCAACCUCAUAAAGUACACCCAUGUUGCCAUGCCCGUGGUAGUGUCGGGAGACUUUAAUAUUGAUGUGACGAAAGAGGAGAACAGAGAUUUCAUCUGGUUCAUGAAGCAGUUUCUCUAUCUGGAUUGUGCUUCGGAUCCAACUAUAGCGACUACUCUGGGUGGCACAUGUCUCGAUCUAACGUUCACCCGGAACGUAAGUGUGGAAUGCAGGAGAUACUGCACGUACUUCUCCUACCACCGGCCUAUUUUGUCGAUUCUUGCGGUGUCCCGAGAACCGAUGCCAUCCCAGUGAAGUGAAUUAACGUCACUGAUCGUCGUUGGUCCGCUAGUUCAUCUGCCAAAACGUUCGAUUUCAACCAGAAUGACCAAUCAUUGACAUCAGCCGGACAGUCCGUAGCAAAAAUAGAUAAUUGAUCCUGAAAAUGAAACUUGAGUAUUUGAUUCAGCCCAACAGUGGAUUGAUGCAUCCUUUAACAUUCAUCAGGACCACGGCGUACAUCACUUCAAAAGGCUUCAAGCCAACAUAAACAAACGGCCCUUUUCAGGGCCACCAAAUAUUCAUGGAGGAAGAUGUUGUUGAGGCUGUUGUUUACCGAUCUUCUGUUUCUUUAAUACUCUGCUUAUAGUUAUAAACCGAAAUGAGUUUAUAGUAACAAUCGGGUUUUCGCCCAUUUAUUUCCAGGAUAUGCGACAUGUCGAGGAUAUUCCAACCCAGAUUGAAUAUACAGCCCCAUCUUCAAAAAUCAGCACCAAGAAACAUAUUUAGAGUUUCAAAAUAAAAUCUUCUACACUUACGUAAUCCUACGUCCAAUUGGCGGUCGUGUCUCGGAU